AUGGCUUACAUAGAGAAUGAGACCUCAAGGAAGACAACUUUCAGGAAAAGAAAAGGAGGCAUCAUGAAGAAAGCCUUGGAGUUAUCAACUCUCUGUGACGUCCCAAUAGCCGUAUUCGUCCAGAGCGAGUACAACUCGGUCCCUGAGGUGUUCCCUCCAUCGAGACAAGCUAUGGGAAACAUGCUGGUCAAAUGGGAAAAGUUGUCGCUCGUUGAAAAGACCAAGAAGAUGAUGAACCAAGAGCAGUUUAUCCAACAGAGGAUCACCAAAGCAACUGAGAGUUGCAAGAAGGUCGCGAAGGAGAACAAAGAGUUGGCGAUGAAGGAGGUCAUGUACGAUUGUCUCCGUGGCGAUAAUGCGCCAUGUAAUCUUGAUGAGGAUGAACUUCGUGAUUUGGGUGGUGUUAUUGACCAGUAUAUCAAAGGUCUUAAUCGUAGGAUCCAGGUUCUUAUGAAGGACCAUGCAUCGUCCUCCACCUCUGUUGUUCCUGAUGCUGCUGCUGCUGCUGCUGCUGUUGCCAUGCCUACAGCUGAGAUGGGUUCUUCCUCAAACGUCAAGGACUUUGAUCUGAAUCAGACACAGAGUGAGUGA
Molecule: messenger RNA, 591 nt
Organism: Brassica rapa (field mustard)
Lineage: Eukaryota; Viridiplantae; Streptophyta; Magnoliopsida; Brassicales; Brassicaceae
Product: MADS-box transcription factor PHERES 2
Biological process (GO): positive regulation of transcription by RNA polymerase II
Molecular function (GO): cis-regulatory region sequence-specific DNA binding; protein dimerization activity; DNA-binding transcription factor activity, RNA polymerase II-specific
Source: RefSeq, a predicted model, not a curated record